Messenger RNA from Durotheca rogersii, 198 nucleotides. RefSeq lists its product as uncharacterized. The transcript has 2 exons. The record is from RefSeq and is a predicted model, not a curated record. The coding region runs from base 1 to 198 and encodes 65 amino acids. Lineage: Eukaryota; Fungi; Ascomycota; Sordariomycetes; Xylariales; Xylariaceae.
AUGGGACUAAGAGUUAACUUACACUUCGCGAGCUCUAGCAUCGCUUUUAAGGGCAUAGUGGAGGCCACGCUGGCGAACCUGGCCUGCUCAACGAACAUUCCUCGAAAAGCGCUCGCAUCCAACAUAACCCUCUCUGUGUACCAGUAUUGGCGCAAGGACUUGCCUCCGGACGCGCUCAACAAACCAAUUUCGUCCUAG